Messenger RNA from Monascus purpureus, 2972 nucleotides. The record is from the annotation of a GenBank genome assembly. NCBI's taxonomy places the organism in Eukaryota, Fungi, Ascomycota, Eurotiomycetes, Eurotiales, Aspergillaceae.
AUAAAACCUGCGAAAAUGGACGUCAUACGAAUCCAACUGGAACAGCCUUCUUCAUAAGCGGUAGAAGAUGUCAGAAGGGCGAGCUAUGGUUGACCAAUUUUGAGCAUGAGAUGGAGUAUGUUUAACUUCAUGUACGAUCAAUUAUACCAUUAUCGAUGGGACACCUAACAUGCGAAUGAUAUGGUUUGUAAGGGAAGGAUACUAGUCCUCGCAGAAGUCAUUCUAUGCCUUUACCAACCUAGUAGACCCAUGCAAAGUCCGGACACAUGACACGUAUUCGGAUAUGGUUAGACUUGUCUGAGGCAGAAGCAGCAGAAACGAACACGUCGUGGUGCUCAAUGAGACAGUAUUUGUCAUACUCAGCCCUUCAACACGGAGUCACAGACAUAGUCUAGCUAGGCCCUGAGGCUUACCUGGGAUGGUAUAACAAUUACAGGGUCCGAGUAGCAGACAGAGAACAGCGGGCUCUACCUAUCUCAUCGUUCAGUUUUGUCUCGUUGAAGAUGAUGGGACCCCUUUACUAAAUGUAUGCUGGAAGUAUUCCCAGGCUCUUUGGUCCUAGAAAUGCACAAGCGCCUUGAUCUUGCAUUUUCAAUCUUUGCCAGAGAACUAGGGGCUCACUCGAGCACAUCUAGACUUCUUUUAACAACGAACCCAAGCCUCCAAUAUUACCCUGUCAAAUGGAAGGGCUAUCAUACCCAUGGCUAUUACUGAUACAGGCCGUGCAUUAUUUCUUGGAUUCUGUACAUGAGCAUGUGAAUCAACAUAUGCGUGACAUACCGCAGCUAUCCGACGGUACUGCAGGCCUUAAAACGGGCAGUGCAGGAAUUUUAAUAGGUAUGGACCCAGAUAAAGGCGCCUAAGAACUCGCAGCCAAGCCCUGGUCCUCCGCGCGGUUCCCGCUGAGACAAUCAGGUCCUUGUUUCACCAUAGUUGGUCACUAUAUGACUAUUAAAACCACCGCAGCCGCCAUAGAUCGGCUAAGAUCCAUCCCUCAGGCCCGUUGGCUGUCCGGAUUGGCAGAUGUUUCGACCUGAGUAACGCUGGGUCUUCGGGUGUCAUGGCAAUCAUUUUUAGUCCAUUAAAGGAGGAUGGACUCCAAGCCCGUUCAUUAUUCCCCAGUUCCCCACUUGUGCCUUUUUUCCUUAAGAACUGUCUACCUUCUUCCCAGGUGGUAGCGCCCAUUUCCUCUUCAGUUCUCAUGCUAGUCAGUCUCUUUCAUUCUUCUCACACUUUCUGGUCCUGAGGCUGUCAUUCAUUCAUCGCCAUAAUACCACAUUAUUUACUUUCAUUACAACCCUUCCAUUAAUAUUUUCAGUCCCUGGGGAGCUGAGCUCGCCAUCAGCCUGAUCUUGCAUCCCUGGAGAUAACAUAAACUCUUGUCAUCUACUCGAACUUCUCUUACUAUUAUCCCUUAUUUCACCUGCGCAGAUUUUGUGGCCAUGAGGCUUAUAAGGUCAUCCUCAUGGCAUGCUGUCACUACAUUCAUUCUUCUUGUUGGAAUGCAACCAGUACAGGCAUCCAUCGAUCUCAACCUAAGCAAUAAGGAUUCCAUAAAAAAAGCCGCAAAAGUGGCAGCUGCUGGGAUGGUGCGGUACUACACGGGAUAUAGACCUGGGGAUGUGCCUGGAAAUCUGCCCGAUCCGUACUACUGGUGGGAAGCGGGUGCGAUGUUUGGGUCCUUAAUCGAGUACUACUAUUACACUAGGGAUACGCAGUACGUCGACAUGACGACCCAAGCUAUGUUAUGGCAGGUAGGUCGGGAUAAGAACUACAUGCCCGAUAACCAGACAAGGACGCUGGGGAAUGAUGACCAGGCCUUCUGGGCUCUGUCUGCCAUGUCCGCGGCCGAAGUCAAAUUCCCUGACCCGCCGCCAGACCAGCCGCAAUGGCUGGAGCUUGCACAGGCAGUCUUCAAUACUCAGGCACAUCGGUGGGAUACGAGUACUUGCGGCGGGGGGCUUAAAUGGCAGAUUUUCGCGUUCAAUGCCGGAUAUAACUACAAGAAUACAGUUUCGAACGGGUGCUUCUUCAACCUCGCUUCCAGGCUGGCCGUAUAUACCAACAACGAGACAUACGCACAAUGGGCAGAGAGGACCUGGGACUGGGUUAACGCGACUGGUCUCAUUGGUCCGUCAUAUCAGUUCUUCGAUGGGUCGGACGAUAGAAAGAACUGUACUGAAAUCAACCAUAUCCAAUGGACGUAUAACGCUGGUCUCUUUUUGCUUGGGGCGGCGAACAUGUACAACCAUACAAACGGAGCCGAAAUAUGGAAAACCCGUCUGGAAAACAUUAUCGCAGGCCUUGACAUUUUCUUUAAGGACAACGUCAUGACCGAAGUCUUCUGCGAGAAUACGCACUGUGACGUCGACCAACGCUCCUUUAAAGCCUACCUAUCUCGUUGGAUGGCCGCGACCACAUCCAAAGCCCCCUUCACCUACGAUCUACUCAUGCCCCGACUCCGAGCAUCAGCCGCCGCAGCCGCCCUGCAGUGCAAUGGUCCCGAUAACGCGUGCGGACUACGAUGGACACGAGGCGCCGAUUACGACGGCAGCACGGGUGUGGGCGAGCAGAUGAGCGCACUGGAUGUGUUCCAGGCAAAUCUGGCCGAUCGUGUACCUCCGCGCGUCACGAAUUCCACUGGUGGGACCAGUAAGGGUGAUCCGAACGCGGGAACUCGUAACUCGGACGAGAAGUUUCUGGGGAUAUCUGAGAUGAAGAUCGCGGUGGGCGAUCAGGUGGGGGCGGGGGUUCUUACGUCGAUUUUCGUGGUGGCUACCAUCUGUGGUGUUCUCUUUAUGGUUAAGUGAUCCUUGAUGCUGGUGGGAGACAUAUAUUGUACAUGGUUGGCGUUGACAGUGGGUAUUUUCUUCGGGAUUUUCGGUAGAGCUUUGCAUUAUAGAACUACUUCCAGGUUGAAUACAAUAUAGUUUCAGUCAGUGGACAUCAAUAAUAAUGCUAUUCAAGUGGCC